AUGCGUGCGUGCGGUGUCGUGGGAAGCGAUGUCACCGCUGCCACAGCCGCGUGCCUCGCGAAUUCGCUCGACCUUGCCGCCGCGCUGACGCAGGGCUCCAAUGACGAGACCACGGUGGUCGCGGCUUCCGCGCCCGUCGCCGUCGCGCUCGCGGCGCUGAUGGACUGCCGCGCCGCUGGCCUCGUCGCCGCGCUGUCGUGCGAGGCCGCGCGCAGGGACGCCACGACCUUCGACAUGCCAGCCUCCGGCGACGUGCUCUCCGCCAAGGACGAGGCCGACGUCGCCGCCGACAUCAAGGUGCUCGUCUUCGGCUCCAUGGUUGUCGGCGCUGCCGGGGGCGCCCUCGCCGCCGCCGCCACGUUCGCCAAGGUCCCUGACUGGUACGAGUCGCCCGGGCAUCCUUCACGUGGCUGGGCUGAGAUGGGCCGGCUGCAGACUUCCAAGACUAGUUUGGUUCUGGCGUUUUGUGGGCUCGCGGUUGGAUCUGAAACGGAGGGCUCAGAUGCUUGA
Miscanthus lutarioriparius is the source of this 510-nucleotide messenger RNA. The record is from the annotation of a GenBank genome assembly. Lineage: Eukaryota; Viridiplantae; Streptophyta; Magnoliopsida; Poales; Poaceae.